CGAGACAAAUGGGGAAAUGAUGUUGAAUUUUUGAUGUCCUGCAUUGCUCUGUCAGUGGGUUUGGGUAAUGUCUGGCGAUUUCCUUUCAUAGCCUUGGAGAAUGGAGGAGGAGCAUUUCUUAUACCCUACAUUAUAACACUGCUACUGGUUGGUAAGCCCAUUUACUAUUUGGAAAUGAUAUUGGGUCAGUUUUCCAGUCGUGGAAGUGUUAAGGUCUUUGAGUAUGCACCCAUUAUGAGAGGAAUUGGUUACGGUCAAGUCAUUACCACAUUUUUCAUAUCCACCUAUUAUUCAUCAUUGAUGGCCAUUACCUUGCGUUAUGUUGUGGACUCCUUUUAUCCAACACUGCCAUGGAGUUAUUGCCGUGAAGAAUGGGGACCACUGUGCAUUGAUUCCAAGUUGGAAAAGUCUGCAGACAGGCAAGAUUUUUCGGAAGUCAAAAAGACUUCGGCGGAAUUUUAUUUUGUACAUAUAGUUCUCCGUGAAAAACCAUCUAUCGAUGAUGGAAUUGGAGUGCCAAACUGGAUAUUGGCCAUUACAUUGGCUUUUGCAUGGCUGAUAAUUUCAUCGGUCAUAAUUAAGGGUGUCAAAAGCUCGGGCAAGGUUUCUUAUUUUUUGGCAAUGUUUCCUUAUGUAGUUAUGCUGGUAUUACUGAUACGUUCUCUGACAUUGCCGGGAGCAUUCGACGGGGUUUUGUUUUUCCUAACACCUCAGUGGGAUAAACUUUUGGACGCACAUGUGUGGUAUGCAGCGGUGACGCAGGUAUUCUUUUCCCUGACAGUGGGUUAUGGUGUUAUACCGAUGUAUGCGUCGUUUAAUCGAUUUCAUCACAAUAUUAAAAGAGACUGCACUAUUGUAACAACAUUGGACACAUUUACAUCCCUACUCUCGGGUAUUGUAAUUUUUGGCAUCUUAGGCCAUCUGGCUCACGAAUCUAAUACAAAUGAUAUAAAAAGUGUCGUAAAAUCUGGUCCCGGUUUGGCAUUUAUUUCCUAUCCAGAUGCCAUCGCUAAACUGCAAGCUGCUCCCCAGGUCUUCUCUGUCCUCUUCUUUUUCAUGUUAUUCACACUGGGAGUAGGCACAAUUACCGGUGUCUUCUCCACUUCCAUCAAUGUGAUCUGUGAUCGUUUUCUUUCGGCAAAACGUUGGAUUGUUGUAAUCGUCAUGGCUAUCAUUUGUUAUUGUGUCGGUUUGAUGUACAUCACUCCGGGUGGACAAUUUAUGUUGAACUUCAUAGAUUUCUAUGGAGUUACCUUUAUAGCCAUUGUUUUGGCUAUUGUGGAAUUGAUUACAGCUGCUUGGAUUUAUGGCAUUAAAAACAUUUGUCGUGACAUUAAAUUUAUGCUGGAUAUCAAGACAUCGAUAUAUUAUCGUCUAUGUUGGGGCAUUAUAACCCCAAUAUUUAUGACAGCGAUAUUAAUUUACAUGUUGGUCGAUUAUAAGCCGCUGACAUACAAUGAUGUUCCAUAUCCAGAUUAUUUAUAUGUUCUUGGUUGGUGUAUAUCCGCCAUAGGCAUUUGCCAAUUAAUUAUCUGGGCCGUUUACACAAUUUAUGAAGCACCAGAAUUGAGUUAUUGCGAGCGCUUUCAAAAUGGGUUUAAGCCUCUCUCGGAUUGGGGUCCCCUUGAACCUGAAAUACUAAAAGAAUAUAAACGUUAUGUGGAUGAUCAAAAGAGAAGUUCUGUGUCGAUUCAAAAAAAGACACUUUGGUCGAAAUUCUGUGAUAAUGUUUUUGGUUAA
Messenger RNA from Musca vetustissima, 1740 nucleotides. RefSeq names its product sodium-dependent nutrient amino acid transporter 1-like. Gene Ontology annotation, molecular function: L-amino acid transmembrane transporter activity. The transcript has 7 exons. The record is from RefSeq and is a predicted model, not a curated record. Gene Ontology annotation, biological process: sodium ion transmembrane transport. NCBI's taxonomy places the organism in Eukaryota, Metazoa, Arthropoda, Insecta, Diptera, Muscidae. The coding region runs from base 34 to 1740 and encodes 568 amino acids. Gene Ontology annotation, cellular component: membrane.